Molecule: messenger RNA, 2583 nt
Organism: Pseudogymnoascus verrucosus
Lineage: Eukaryota; Fungi; Ascomycota; Leotiomycetes; Thelebolales; Thelebolaceae
Exons: 9
Coding region: 1-2583 (860 amino acids)
Biological process (GO): secondary metabolic process
Molecular function (GO): heme binding; monooxygenase activity; iron ion binding
Source: RefSeq, a predicted model, not a curated record
AUGGUUCAAAUUCUUGGGCCAUUCGCCUUGGAGUUGGGGGUGGGUACAUAUGCAGUCUUUUUAUUUGCUGCGUACGUCGUGAGCGUUGCUGUUCGCCGACGAUACUUCUCCGCUAUCAGUGAUAUUCCAGGACCUUUUUUGGCCUCAUUCUCGACCUUGUGGGAGAUAUGGGAGGUCAUAGCAGGGCAUAUCGAGGUAACAGUGAUUGCGCUGCAUGAAAAGCAUGGACAUUUUGUCCGUAUCAGCCAUGAAGAAGUCAGCGUCAGCCAUCCCGAUGCCAUACGUGCUAUCCUCUUAACCCCCCUCGCCAAAAUCGAUUGGUACAAGGUUAUGGCGCUGCCAGACCACCGUUUCCAGACCCCAAUGUCAGAAGUCAACCCCAAACGCCGCGUUGAACGAGCGAAGAAUGUUGCCGCCGGGUACACACUCUCAAGCAUCAUCAAAUCCGAGCCUCAAAUCAACGAUGCAAUCGAACUUCUCGAGAAGCGCCUGGAUGAACUUGCAGAGGCCGGUCAACCCGUUGAUUUUGACAGGUGGUUCAACUACCUUGCUUUCGAUGUCAUAGGCGAGGUCACUUUCUCGCGUGCCUUCGGCUUCCUCGAGACUGCAAGCGACAUUGGCGGUUCAAUUGCAAACAGCAGAGCCCUGACCCUUUACGUUGCCAUUGCCGGCUUCUUCCUGACGGUGCAUGACGCAACUCUUGGGAACCCGUGGAUGGGAAAGCUCGGUCUAACCCCAUCACAGCAUAUCUUUGAUACUGUUUCACGCGCCGUCGCUUCCAGGAAGAAGAAUACAGAGGCAAGGACGGAUAUGAUGGAGCAUUGGAUGCAGGCUCAGGCAGCGCACCCAGAACGUUUCGGAGAGACGGAAAUCCAAGCUGUGGCUUCGGCAACUGUUGGCGCUGGAGCUGAUACUGUCAGCGCAACUCUCCAAGCAUUCUGGUAUUAUUUGUUAAGGAGUCCAGAGGACCUCGCAAGGGUGCGGGCAGAGAUAGACAAGGCCAGCGAGAAGGGGAAGCUAUCCAGGGUCGUCAGCUACGCGGAGGCGCGAGAACUACCAUUCCUUCAAGCCUGUGUCAAAGAGACAUUUAGAUUCCAUCCGGCCGUGGCACAUGGCCUCGCACGGGUAGUUCCAGAGGAGGGGUUGACGAUUGGCGACCGCGUCUUUUCUCAGGGGACUCAUCUGAGUGUCAAUCCAUGGGUCAUCCACAGGAGCACUGAGAUGUUUGGUGCCGACGCAAAUACGUUUAACCCCCAGAGAUGGCUCGAGCCGAGAGCAAAGGAUAUGGAGAAGUAUAUGGUACAAUUCGGUGCUGGCUACAACUCAUGCCCUGGCCAAAACUUGGCCCGCAUGGAAGUCUCAAAGGUCACGGCGACUUUGGUGCGAGAUUUUGAUAUUCGACAGGUAGACCCAAAGCACGAGUGGUCAUUUAAAUCCCAUUUCACGGCAGUGCCGUACGACUGGCCAUGUCAUGUCACUCGGCGCAAGGCCCUGCUGUCCAAUCUGCAAAGCAGUUUUACCUCCAGAAAGCACAAGAUGGUGGGGCUUGAUCUUGUUCACGCUUCCAAUGCCCAACUUCGAGAGCUUGGCCCUGGCUUAGUAGCUCUUUUCGUUGGUGCCACGUCUGGCAUUGGGGAACACACAGCCAAAGCCUUCGUUAAGAACGCGCUAUCCCCUCGAGUCUACAUUGUAGGCCGAAGCGAGUCUGCUGCAGAGCGCAUCAUCAAUGAAUGCAAAGAGCUCAACAAGGAUGGUAAAGUUGAGUUUUUAAAGGCAGAUGUGUCAGAGCUGGCGGAGGUCGACCGAGUAUGCGCAGAGAUUACCAAGAAGGAACCGCAUAUCAACCUCAUAGUGCAGAGCCAGGGGAACAUGAACUUACGAGGCCGUGAUGAAUCCCACGAAGGAAUCGACCGCAAGUUCACGCUUAACUACUACUCCAGAAUGCGCUUCAUCUCAAAUCUUCUCCCUCUCCUCCAAACUGCUGCCACUAAGCCGCCCCAUUUCUCACGAACACUGAGCAUACUCAGCGCAGGGUCGGAAGGCAAGCUAGACUUUGAAGACUUGGAGUUGAAGAAUACUUUCACGCGCCCCAAGUGCGCAACACAUACGACUACGAUGAACAGUCUCAUGACAGAGGAAUUCUCAAAGCGCCAGCCUGCGACGACCUUUUCACACUCGUAUCCUUCAGCUGUUAAUACCGGUCUCAUGAGGGAAUUGCCCGUAUGGGCUCGUGCGGCUGCGAAGGUUCUAUCUCCGCUCAUAGCGGUAUUCUCUGUCAGUCAAGAAGAGACGGGUGCCAGGCAGCUUUUUAUCGCUACCAGUGGCGUUUACCCACCAGCUAAGCCCCUCACGAAUGAUACGCUGGCAACCGGUGUCCCUGCCCCCAAGGGCUUGCAUACGCCUAUGUUGGGUGCCAAUACGAUCGCGGGUAGCGGUGCGUAUCUCGUCAAUUGGAAUGGCGAAGCAACGGGCAAACAGAAGUUACUAAAUGAAUAUCGAGCGGAAAAUGUCGGAGCGACGGUUUGGGAGCAUACGAUGGGUAUAUUUGAGAGAGUUGCAAAGAUUAACCAGGCUCGACAAUAA